AUGUACAACAGAGCAGUUCAAAUUGUGUUCGCGGCAUUACUGUUGCUCUGUCUAGGCGAUGUUCAAGGACUUCGCUUGGCGGAACAAAAAUGUCAGGAGUACCGGAAGCUGAUAUCUUCCUUUACGUCUAAAACGUCUGGUAAGGUGAAUGUUACCGAAUACGUCACAUCACCGAACGGAAUACCAGCAAAGGAUGGCGAAUUUCCUCACCACGUACAUGUAGGACGAAAAUUGUUUAACGACGACGAAAAAACGAAGCACAUGUUACAUUGCAGUGGUGCCCUUAUUAGUGAUCGUUACGUUCUGACUUCGGGUCUCUGCAUAUGGACAAUGGAUGACAACAUGUCACUUGGUCGCCAUGACUACACCCGGAACUCUUCCCUCCCGGAGCUGUUGAUCGUGGUAUCUAGUAUAACCUUUUUCAAUCUACCUAAUCCUAAUUUCGACGAGUUGGUGAAUGCAUCCUACACCAACAUUGAAUUGUGGCGACUCGCCGAACCUGUCACCUUUACCUCACACAUAUAUCCUGCCUGUCUUUGGACAGAGGACGCUAUUCCCGAUUUACAAAAGCUAACUGUGACAGGGUUUACAGCUGGCAAGCGGGUCAUUGACACACAUGAAACACAGCUGACAAAGGUACCGGUGAGCCGUGUUCCGAUUGAAAACUGCACGCAAUUGUUUGUCGAUGAAGAGCAUUUUCUGCUCCAUGGAUGGCCUGGCCGUUCUAACGAUGAUAAUAAAAAAAUAGUGGGUUUCCUGCGAAACGUUUCCGAUUCCCUCCUAUGUGUGACGUCUUCCGUAGCAGUUUACGAUGGUGAUGGCGGUAGUCUUCUACAGACGCUUGAUGAAGAAUCCGGUGACGUGUAUCGGCUUAUUGGUGUAGGAGUGAGGGGUUAUGGAAUUUUCGAGCCGCAACGGAGCAGUAGGCUUAGGUUAUAUUUCGAUGUACAAAAGCAACUGGAUUGGAUCGAGAGUGUCGUUUGGGGCACGUAA
Molecule: messenger RNA, 993 nt
Organism: Anopheles moucheti
Lineage: Eukaryota; Metazoa; Arthropoda; Insecta; Diptera; Culicidae
Product: CLIP domain-containing serine protease B15-like
Exons: 4
Coding region: 1-993 (330 amino acids)
Biological process (GO): proteolysis
Molecular function (GO): serine-type endopeptidase activity
Source: RefSeq, a predicted model, not a curated record